Molecule: messenger RNA, 3419 nt
Organism: Carassius auratus (goldfish)
Lineage: Eukaryota; Metazoa; Chordata; Actinopteri; Cypriniformes; Cyprinidae
Product: DENN domain-containing protein 5B-like
Exons: 16
Coding region: 237-3404 (1055 amino acids)
Molecular function (GO): small GTPase binding; guanyl-nucleotide exchange factor activity
Source: RefSeq, a predicted model, not a curated record
UGCGUCAGUCAGCUCCUGAAAGAAAGCUCCUACAACUCACGACCACAGCAGCUAACGCUCUUCAAACCUAAUCAUUUCUACACAGACCGCUCUCCGAGGCUCACUGCACGAAAUCUUAGCAAUCAGCUUUUAUUAAAACGGCGCUUUGGUUUAUUUCAUUCGCCUGAGGACGCUGGAUAUGGAGCUGGUCGGGUCUGUAUAGCAGACGCGGACAAAGCGGAUCAGCUCGAGCUGAGAUGAGCGCGAAUAUGAGCGGCUCUGGGUCAGCGCCCUGCCGCUUCGCACAUUACUUCGUUAUAUGCGGAAUAGACAACGAAACGGGUCUAGAGCCCGAUGCUUUGGCAGCUUUGUACCUAUGGCUAGAGGCCGAUCGUCAGGGCAGGGACCCAGAAGCCGUGGCAGCAGGAGAAAACUUUGAUCAGAGCCCUCUCAAAAGGACCUUCAAAUCCAAAGUGCUUGCCCACUACCCAAAGAACAUCGAGUGCAGCCCGUUUGACCAGGAUGCUGUUAACAUGCUCUGCAUGCCCAAAGGUCUGUCAUUCCGAACACAGCGUGACAGUCGCACCCCACAGUUCCACUCUUUCCUCAUCACAAGAGAAGAUGGAUCUCGCACUUAUGGUUUCGUUCACACCUACUACGAGGAGGUGACCAGCCCACAGAUCUGCUCCGCCAUGCAGACGCUACACCAGAUGUACCAAGCGGAGCAUAAUGCAUCUGCCCACAACUGCCCUUCAUCGUCAUCAUCAUCCUCAUCAUCCUCCUCUAGUAUGGACUCUUUAGCCAGCAGCCUGGAUGAAGUGGAGUCUCCUUCCUCAACUUCCUCCUCACAAGGGGGCCGCAGGAGCAGUGGCUGCUCUGGCGAAGGCUACGACUCUGUUCGCGACACUCUGUAUGUGUCCAAAGCUAUGUGUCUAAUCACGCCCAUGCCCUUCAUGCACGCCUGUAAAAGAUUCCUGUCCCAAGUACACCGUGCUGUCAUCUCCCAUCCGCCGCCCCCACUUCCUUUGGAAAGCUACAUCUACAACAUCCUCUAUGAAGUACCUUUGCCCCCGCCCGGACGCUCUUUAAAGUUCCAUGGAGUGUAUGAACCUGUCCUGUGCCAGAGGCCCGGUGUCGGGGAGCUGCCGUUGGCUGAUUUCCCUCUGAGUGAAGCCUUCCAGUUGUUGGGAGUGGAGAAUCUGGUGCAGAUUUUUACUUGUGUCCUACUAGAGAUGCAGAUCCUCCUCUACUCACAGGAUUACCAGAGGCUCAUGGUGGUUGCGGAGGGAAUCACAACAUUGCUGUUCCCAUUCCAGUGGCAGCAUGUGUAUGUGCCCAUCCUUCCCGCUUCUCUUCUGCACUUCCUGGACGCCCCUGUGCCGUAUCUCAUGGGCCUGCAGUCCAAAGAGGGCACGGACCGCUCCAAGCUAGAGCUGCCUCAAGAGGCGAACCUGUGUUUUGUUGACAUCGACAACCACUGCAUCGAGCUGCCUGAAGAAUUCCCUCAGUUCCCCAACAAGACCGAAUUCAUCCAGGAACUCAGUGAGGUAUUGCUAAGUUUUGGUCUGUCUCCUGAGGGGGGCAACACCUCCUCUGAACCAGCUGUGAGCUUGCAGACCUCCACGCUGGAGAAGGAGCUGAAGAGCACGUCACUGAGUGAGUUAGUGGACGACAGGAGGAACGGCAACCUCGGGGGAGAGGCGCUGGACGUGCUGGAGCUUCUUCAGGGCAACCCCACUCUGGAGCGUCUGCAGGCUCUGGCCAAAAGGACUGGGGUGAAAGUGGCCCGUUUGGAGGCAUUGGCAGCAGGACGGAAGGCUUUAGGGGAGGAGGGUGUGGGAGGAAGGUCUCCAGCUGAGGAAGAGGAGCUGAGGAACGCUAAACUGAACGUGCAGCUGAGGGAGGUGUUUGCUGCGCGUUUCGCAACAAUGUUUGCAGACUACGAGUCGUUUGUGAUUCAGAACUCUCCAGAUUUGGAGUCCUGGCUGACCAAUAGAGAGCAAAUGCACAACUUUGACAAGGCCUCAUUCCUUUCUGAUCAGCCGGAACCGUACUUGCCCUUCUUGUCGCAUUUCAUCGAAACGCAAAUGUUUGCCACCUUCAUCGACAACAAGAUCAUGUCUCAGUGGGAGGAGAAAGAACCCCUCCUACGAGUGUUUGACGGACGCAUUGAGAAGGCCCGACUCUACAAUGUUCGCGCACCCAGCUUGCGCUCAUCAGUUUACCAGAAAUGCACUUUUCUCAAAGAAUCGGCACAGGCCAUAGAGCAGCGGCUGAGAAAGAUCGACCACACAGCCAUCCAUCCUCACCUGCUGGAUAUGAAGAUUGGCCAAGGAAAAUACCAGCAGGGAUUCUUCCCCAAACUGCAGGCUGAUGUGCUCGCCUCAGGGCCCACCAACAACAAGUGGUCCAAUCGCACAUGCUCGACUCAGCGCAGAGUGGACCGUCACAGACCGCAGAAUGACCAUCUUGUGCUGGACAAUGAGCUCAAAGAGAAGUACAUGCAGGAGGCCCGCAACCUGAGACAACCCAAACUAUCAGACCUGUCCCCUGCGGUCAUCGCUCAGACCAACUGGAAGUUUGUGGAGGGUUUACUGAAAGAAUGCAAGAUGAAGACCAAGCGUAUGCUGGUGGAGAAAAUGGGCAGAGAGGCUGUUGAGCUGGGCCAUGGAGAGGCAAACAUCACUGGCCUGGAGGAGAACACACUCAUAGCCAGUCUGUGUGACCUGCUGGAGAGAAUAUGGAGCCACGGUCUACAGGUCAAACAGGGAAAGUCUGCUCUGUGGUCUCAUUUAUUGCACUACCAGGCGAGAGAAGAGAAAAACGAACAGCUGUCAGAGUCUCCAGUGUCUAAUGGCCAGGAAAAACGCAAGAUCGAAUCAAGUGUUGGUCUUUCUGCAUUACCUGUAUCACUCAUACAGGAUAUGAGACACAUCCAGAACAUGGGAGAGAUUAAAACAGAUGUAGGUCGAGCACGUGCCUGGAUCCGUCUGUCCCUAGAGAAAAAACUACUUUCCCAGCAUCUCAAACAGCUGCUGUCUAACCAGGCUUUAACCAAGAAGCUGUACAAGCGUUAUGCUUUCUUGCGCUGCGAAGAGGAAAAAGAGCAGUUCCUCUUUCAUCUCCUGAGCCUGAAUGCCGUGGACUACUUCUGCUUUACCAGCGUCUUCACCACCAUAAUGAUUCCAUACAGGGCCGUUAUCAUUCCCAUCAAGAAGCUUAGUAACGCAAUGACGACGUCCAACCCUUGGCUGUGUGUGUCGGGUGAGCUGGGCGACUCUGGCAUCCUGCAGAUCACGAAGAACGUUCUGGAAAUGACGUUUGACGUGAGUGCCAUGACAUCACGCUCUGAUACAGCAGUUUAUUUUGAGUUAGUUUUCCCUGUGGGACUGAAAAAUCAUCCGUCCUGCCACUUGCAGAAUUGAGUGUGCUUGCAGGUC